Messenger RNA from Cynara cardunculus var. scolymus (artichoke), 861 nucleotides. RefSeq names its product putative ribosome biogenesis protein slx9-like. The coding region runs from base 78 to 560 and encodes 160 amino acids. Gene Ontology annotation, cellular component: 90S preribosome; nucleolus; preribosome, small subunit precursor. The record is from RefSeq and is a predicted model, not a curated record. Gene Ontology annotation, biological process: maturation of SSU-rRNA from tricistronic rRNA transcript (SSU-rRNA, 5.8S rRNA, LSU-rRNA). Lineage: Eukaryota; Viridiplantae; Streptophyta; Magnoliopsida; Asterales; Asteraceae. The transcript has 5 exons.
AGCCAACGGUGAUGUCGUCUUUCUUCUUCAGCGAAAUUUAGGGUUUUGCAAAGAUAUUACAACCAAAAUCUUCAGGAAUGGGAAAGACGAGUUCGAAAAAGGAUGAAACCAAGCAUUCUGAUCGGAAGUUUGAGAAGAAACUCGAGUUCUAUUCCAAGGUUAAAGAAACUGUUGCUUUAGGUGCUCAAAAGGGGAUCAAGAAGAAGAAGAAACUUAGAAGCAGACAAAAGAAAUUGAAAGCAUACAAUCUCACUUCACUGGCAGAAUUCCUACCUGACAUAGAGCCUUCCAAGCAACCAACUCCCGCUGAUUUCAAAGUGACGACUAAAUCAAAGCAAAAACUUGUAAUGAAAGAGACAAACCAAUUGAAAACAGUGCUUAAUGAUCCUGAAUUCAAAGCCGAUCCAUUGGCAGCCUUACACCAACAUUUACAAAGCACGCAGCCGGUUCCUGAUGAGAAACCAGCUCGAAAGAAGGAAACUGGAAAGAAAGGACGGAAGAAGAAGAAGAAGAAGAAAGGGUCUAAAACUCCAACAGAAACUCAAUCUAUGGAAGAAUGAUGCACAAGACAGGUUAUUCUUUCCCCAUUUUUGUUGGUUUUCAGGUUGCUUUUUGCAAUAUGAUUCAUGGGUUGCUAGAUGUUAUGCAAGUAGACAUUGAAUUCUAUAAAGCAUAUCUGUUUCAAUGUCGAGUAAAUAUUUGGGAAAAAGUUGAGCAAAUUGUAGUCCGGUUUUUGUUGCUUCAUAUGUUUUAGAAACGUAUUGGGUAGUGAUUGGUAUAAGCACGAGUUAUGUCACAUAUACGAGACUAUAUAACAAGAUCACAGACACCUUCAAGGUGCCAAAGUGCCUAAUCGCGAUC